GCAACCCUCUAGUUAGUUUGUUGUCAAUGACUGAAACGCGUGCUGUGUAUUGACCCUAUCCGGUUUAUUUAUUAAAUACCUUUGCUGCCUUGUUUUUAAUUUGCUGAAAAUAGUUUUCCUCUGCUUCCUCAUAAUCUCUGGGUUCACCGUCACUAUAGCAUAAUGUCGGGCGAUGACAUAUCUCAUCAAAUUUUGGCGGUAAUCCAGGGUAUUCCGGCUGGUGCCAAUAAUGAAGACUUGGAAAAAAGUCUGCCUGAUAUAACGGCUGCAGUAAGAGUUGAAGGUCUAAAUAAACUACUUAAACAGGGAUCUAUAGAAAUUUUGAAAAAAGGAGACAAACUUUUCUAUAGAGCUAAAGAUCCAAAAAAGAGUGCCUUGCCCAAAGAUGCCGACAAUGAGGAAAAAAUAGUAUACGGUAUCAUAGAAGAAGGUGGCAGUAAGGGCAUAUGGAUUCGUGAUAUAAGAAUUCAAUCGAAUUUAAAUAUGACGCAGCUGAAUAAAAUUUUAAAAAACCUGGAAACAAAGAAAUUAAUAAAGGCAGUAAAAUCUGUUAACGCUAGCAAGAAGAAGGUGUAUAUGCUGUACAAUCUGGAACCGGAUCGUUCGGUAACUGGCGGAGCCUGGUAUCAAGAUCAAGAUUUUGAAGCUGAAUUUGUUGAUGUCUUAAAUCAGCAAUGUUUAAGGUUUUUGCAAAUGAAACGUGAUAAUGCUGAAAAGAAACGUGAAGGACCGUUGGCAUUUAAGCAACUCUCAUGCUGUACUGUAAAAGAGGUCCAUAAAUUUAUAUCUGAUUUGGGUAUUAGUAAGGUUAAUUUGGAUGAGGAUGACUUGGAGACAAUUCUGAAGACAGUUGUGUAUGAUGGAAAUGCUGAAAGAAUUUUAAUGUCUGAUGGCAGUCAUGUUUAUAGGGCUAUAAAUUCUCCCUUGGCACCACCUGGCUUAGUCCAAAUGCCUUGUGGAAUAUGUCCUGUAAUUAAAAAUUGUUCAACUUGUGGUGAUGUAACGCCAACUAAAUGCCAAUAUAUGAAAGAAUGGUUGGAUUAAAAGUAAAUUGAACUUAACUAAAAUAAAAAUAGGUGUUUAAAAUUUAA
Molecule: messenger RNA, 1091 nt
Organism: Musca domestica (house fly)
Lineage: Eukaryota; Metazoa; Arthropoda; Insecta; Diptera; Muscidae
Gene: Polr3F
Product: probable DNA-directed RNA polymerase III subunit RPC6
Exons: 4
Coding region: 163-1044 (293 amino acids)
Biological process (GO): transcription by RNA polymerase III
Cellular component (GO): RNA polymerase III complex
Source: RefSeq, a predicted model, not a curated record